Messenger RNA from Effrenium voratum, 1882 nucleotides. Lineage: Eukaryota; Dinophyceae; Suessiales; Symbiodiniaceae. The record is from the annotation of a GenBank genome assembly.
GUGAAAGAUCAGUUGCAUGGAGCUGUACUCGGAGAACGCUGGUCAGCACCACAGGAGGCACCACAUGUGCUGCCUUCGUUUCUUUGUGCCAUGGAUAAUAGCUUGCUCCGCGCAACCUGAGCCAAAGGAAUUGCACGUCUUGAGCAGCGCGCCCAAAGCAGUGCAGGUCUUCUGGCUGCCAGGUGACGGUCAUGGAGAUGGCGAUGUGGAGGUGGGGCAGUUGGCCGCAGCAGGCGAGCAGCCGAGCUCCUUCAGCAUCACAACCUACCCAGGUCAUGCAUUUUACUUCCAGGCUGGGCCGCAGAGAUCGAAUUCAGUCGCUCACAGCGGCGGUGAACAUGAUCUUGUGAUGCUGUCAGAAAAAGCUGGAGCGCUUUCAGCGGAAGUGCUGACCGCGGAAAAGCUGAAAAGCCUCGUCCGAGAAAUGCACCUGCAGUGCAAGGGCAGGCACGGCUACAUUUCAUGCUGUCGCACUUUCGCAAGGGAGUCCCUCGGGAUUCCUAGCCGCUUCGCAGAUAGAUACAUCGAAUCCUACUCGCCGAACAGAUGGAUGCCCAAGGACGUGGGGAGAGGCAGCAUCAAAGAGGUCAGCCCCGUGAGCCUGGGAGACGAACCUGGCGCUGUUCCAGAGGAUGAGAUGGUUGUGGUGAACAACCUGCCCGACUCCCUGGAUCUCCUGUGGGUUCCGUUCGCUGAUGAAGCAAAGCUCGAGGAGAGUACCUUCAUUAGUGAUGUACCGCCGGAGUCCUUCGUGCGCAUUUCUGGCAAGCCUGGCCAAAUGUUCAUGGCGAUGAUCCGGGGGCAAAACGAGUCCAUCUCUGCAUUUCAAUAUCCCGGCGAGCUUGCAGUGGUGCUGAUUCGGCCUCCAGAGGGGGCGCCACCGCUACGGGUAGCUGUCGCCAAUCAGGACCAGCUGAAAAUCGCUCUGAGCAACGCCGCACAGGCUUGUGACUUUGAAGAGGAGACCGCCUUUCUGGGCUGCUUCCGCUCUCGUGCCGCGCUAUCGACGGGGGAACCACUGCCGCAGGCGCUCAGCGCCGCCUGGUUCGUCAUGCUCUGGUCCUCGCUGAAGCACUGGCGCCAGUGCGUCAUUCUGCCGGACAGUAGGCCCAUUCGGCAAGUGACGCUGCAACUGGACAACGGCGAGGGCAGCAACAGGACCAUCCAGGCCAACGUGCUCCGGGAGGAGCCCUUGGUGCUCGGCAUCAAAGGACUCGCCAAGCCCGAGGAGUGCGACCAGCUGAUCAAGUCCCAGGAGGUUCUGGAGCAAGACCUGGUCAUGGCCUUUGUGAGCGGAGGGUCUACCUCCAAGCACCGGCGCACACUGUCCAAGAACCUCUACCCAGACCUGGAGGAACCUGGCAGUAUGCUGAGCAGGCUGCACAAGCGCUUCUUCCAGGUGGCACGGGGAGCAACUGGCUUCAACCUGUGGCCACCGGGACAAGAGCCCGUGAAUUGGCUGCACUACAAACCCGGAUACGAGUACCGUCCACACUGCGACGGUGGCUGUGGCCAGAGCUUGGUACCCAGCGGCAUGCGGGUAGCAUCCUCCCUGCUGUACUGCAACGUGCCGGAGCAAGGCGGCAGCACCAUCUUCACCAAAGACUCCACCAAGAUGACCCCUGCUCGGGGUGACUUCUUGUUCUUCACGUACAAGAGCGACCCGGACCACAUGUCCACGCAUGCUGCCUGCCCAGUGCUGAAAGGGAUCAAGAGCACAGCCACGCAGUGGUAUCGUGAGGGCGUCUCCGAACACUACACCUGGGAGGACGUCAAUGAUUUGGGUUAUCGUGCAAAGGGCACUGAGCUCUGACUCGACCAAGAGCGCCAAGUUUGCCAAAGACCCACCGGCUGUGCAAGUGCCAAGUUGUUGAAGCCUCGC